Messenger RNA from Trichechus manatus latirostris (Florida manatee), 3346 nucleotides. Its product is annotated as apelin receptor early endogenous ligand-like. Lineage: Eukaryota; Metazoa; Chordata; Mammalia; Sirenia; Trichechidae. Gene Ontology annotation, molecular function: apelin receptor binding. Bases 2790 to 2954 code for a protein of 54 amino acids. Gene Ontology annotation, biological process: heart development; apelin receptor signaling pathway. The transcript has a single exon. The record is from RefSeq and is a predicted model, not a curated record.
AAAUAAACUUCUCUUCAUUAAAACCAUCCACUUGUGGUAUUUCUGUUAUAGCAGUACUAGAUGACUAAGACACAUGUCUUGUCAGGGAUGUAGCAACCAAGCAAGAACUUGAAACUACUCUGUUUCCACGUAGCAGGAGACCCGUGAGGUCCAGUUAAUUUAAUGUCACACUGAGAUACAGAAUUUAGGCAUCUUAGAAAUGGGGCGAAUAAAAUUUUGUGGAAUUAAGGAAUGACCACCCCCUAAAGAGGGCUACUACAAAUAAAGAAGCUGAUUCCCCUGACCUCUUUUUUUUCCUACACGAUUCAACUAAACAAAAUGAAUAUGGGUAUCUAUCUAGUCUCCACUAGGUGCUGGUGAUACAACAGUGAAUAAGCCAAGAUACAUGACCCUGGUAUAUGAGUCUAGUGGGAGAGAACAGACACGUAAAUACAUCUGAAGAACCACAAAUGUACAACAUACACAUUUAAGCUCAGAAAAGCUAUAGAAAGCAAAGGCCAGCCUAUCAAAUACUCACUGAGCUUAGCGUGUAGUUCAAAGUUUAACUGUAUGAUUUUAUUUUAAAGUAGCAGUAGCAAUUACACAUCUGUAUGUAUAUCAUCCCAUUCAAAAUGGUUACCUUACUCGCUUAAUCACUUACAUGGUUAUUCUAAUUAUGUUACUAUUCUAGACAACUAUAGGGAACUCAUUUCUCCAGCACAUCUUUGAUUUUUGCAGACAGCCAAAAAUACUUCGGGUCCCAUGUGAAUGAGUAAAGUAAGCAAUAAACCCUUUGAGAUCAAUAAAAUGGUGAUUCCUAAAAAGUAACAGGAAAUUUUAUUGUGGUUUAUAAAUAUCUCUGAAGGAAACUUCCAAAACAAUGAAAAAUUGAUUUGAGUGAUAGUUACAUAGUCUACAUUUUAAAUAUUAUCUUCCGUGGUGACCACUUGCAAGAAUGACACUUAAAUAAAUUCUAGCAUAUGUGUUUAAAAAAAGUGUGACUACUUUUAUUGUCAUACUUUAACUAGGAUUUUUAAAAAAAUAAUUUUUAAUUAAAUGAGGAUUUAAAAAAAAACCCAAAACCUCUUAUCUGAAAUACCAUGUAAUAAGAUUUUUCUUCCUAAACAAUAAGGAUCAGGUAUCGCAUAUGGUUACUGUCUUAAACAAAAGAAACCUCCAGCGCAGCAAAAGAAUCCCACUAUCUCUAACUCCCAAAUAAUAUUACUAUUACCAAAAAACAAAAAGGCCUUUGAAAACAAUGGAAGGGUAAGAUGUUUCCCAAAUACUAACAUUUUAGAUUUUAUUUCUCUUUGAAUUGCUUGGAAGAAGUUCUACUUUUAACAAAGCAUGAAGUGACUAAGAUCUUUUUUCCUUUACUCUUUAUCACUUCUUAAGAGGCCAACAAGGGGGAAAUCCCAGUUAAUCCCUUCCUGCUGCAGGGGAACAGCAUUAAUCCUAGAUCCACUAACAUCCUUGGAAGAGCUAACGGUAGCUGAGUAAAGAGGGGAAGAAAAAAAAAAAUUAUGGGGCACUGUAAAAGGGAAGUUGUAUCAGAAAUAUUAAAAGGACUGUGUAAAUACAUGUAUUUUUAAAAAAACUUUAUAAUCCAUGACACAUUCCAUGUAGGACUUAAUUUAUUCUUUGCAUUGAAAGCCUAGCUGUUACUAGCAUAUUUUUUCAUUUAUAGGCAAUGUUCAACUUUUUUUUAUCAGCUACUACACAAAUUAAAAGCAUAUGACAAAGUUAAUGGGCAAAGAAAGUAAUUUAAAUGUAAAAAGAAAAAUUGGGGUUUGUUUCUCAAACAAACACAUCUGUUUUACUGAGGCUAAAAUCUUUUAAUUUCUAGAUUUUUAUGCAUGAAAAGAUAUAUAUUCUGCUUGAUUUAGCGAUCAAAAACCUCACUUGCUACUUAACAAUUCUUUUUAUUUAUAUUACCUCUUUUUUGGUUCCCUAAUAAAAUGCCCACAAUGAUUAUUCAAAAAACAUAUUUAAGUCCCUAUCCCAGUAUCUCUCUUCUCAUAGGAGAUAUAACUCUGGCAUCAUGAACUAGGUGGUAGAAGACUGCAAUUUGAAUUUUGGCCCUGUGCCAAGAAAACAAGAGCACAGAAGAAAAGCACUGGAAUAGGAGUCAAAAUCCCUGGGCUGAAAUCUUAGCUCUACUACCUUAGCCUUGAAACUUUGGGCAAAUCGCAAGAUUUCUCUGAUCUCUCUGAUCCUCCAUGUGCCUCAGAUGCACAAUGAAUAUUAUGAGGAUUGGGUAAAAUAAUUUACAGUACACAAAUAAAAUUUCUUAUAUAAAAUAGUAAGCAAAAAGAUAUAAAGUAACAUAUAAAAUGGUAAUAACAAUAAAACUACAUAAACACACAGACACUCCAAAAGGAAGAGCACACAAAAGGCUGUACUAGGUUUUCCUAAAAAACAAAAUGCUUGUUCCCAACUUUAUGCCAUCCUUUGGAUCUGAAAUAUCCGAGGGUCUCUAAUCAAGAUUAUGCAAAUCCAAGCCAUUCUUUGAAUUAAAGCCCAAAUAAAUACCACCUCCUCCUGCACACCCUGGUGGAGCAAUGGUUAAGCGCUUGGCUGCUAACCAAUAAGUCUACUCAACUAGAACCCACCAGCCGCUCUGCUGGAGAAAAGACCUGGCGAGAGUAACCUUGUCUGAUGUGACCAUUAACCCUUCUGGAAACGCAGCAGGCAGUUCUCUGAGGUUUCUCAUUAGAAUGUGAGAAGAGCCACACAGAGAUUGCAGACUAUAUAAAGGCUGUUUGAUUGACUUUGAGAGUCACUGCUCUCCAUGUCAGUGUGGCAGAAAAAUGAGAUUUCAAGAAUUCUUUUUUGUAUUUUUCACUUUUAUGGUAAGUCUUCUCCUUAUCAAAGGACAGAGACCAGUUAAUUUUGCCAUGAGGAGGAAGCUGCACAGACACAACUGCCUUCAGAGGAGAUGGAUGCCUCUCCAUUCUCAAGUGCUGUUCCCCUGAGAUGUCUGUAGGUAACUUCAGUCUGCCAGCAGAAGAGGACUGUAGGAGAGGUACCAACCUAUCCACCCAAGACAACUUCAUUAUGGCAGUAGUGUGAUUGUUUAGAAGUUCCUGUCCUAAAAACAACUGUUUGAAAGCACCUGAUAUAGUUUAUUAGUUUCAUAGGAUUUUCUUCUUCCUGGCUUCUCUUUAGAGGGAAAAGUAACAUAAACUCAAGUGAUUCCAGUCUGAAACAAUUCUUUGCCUGUAUAGCAAAAAUUUCUCAUCUUCGUUUUCUGUAUAUCACUCUUCUUUUUUUUUAAUUGUACUUUAGAUGAAGGUUUACAGAGCAAAUCAGUUUCUCAUUAAACAACUAAUACACAUAGGUUGUUUUGUGACAUUGGUUGCCAACA